Molecule: messenger RNA, 999 nt
Organism: Dicrocoelium dendriticum
Lineage: Eukaryota; Metazoa; Platyhelminthes; Trematoda; Plagiorchiida; Dicrocoeliidae
Source: the annotation of a GenBank genome assembly
CCCUUAACGAUAAUUGAAGCGGAAUUAUGAAGUUCGUUUUUUGCAUGGAGACGGAAACAUGAUACUUGCAAUCCACACACUUGCUCCCCAUAUAACAACGAUACUGUCAUUUGGCGCAUUUUACUCCAUGGAUUUUUUCAUCAGGAAUUACGGCGAACUGCUGCUAAACAAACAAAGAAACCCAAGACUAUUCACUAGGAUGCGCAACUACGCGCUUUCCGUUAUACACGCUGUUACAACUGGAUGCAGUUCCCUUAUCUGUUUACUUUUGUUUGAUGGCCUGCUCAGCGAUGUAAUAUUGGCGCAGAACGAAGGUGCCUACCACUUAUUAGGUUUUUCGACCGGUUACUUUUUGCAUGAUAUAUAUCAUAAUAUACGUUACGGACAUGGUAUACGAUCUGCAGAAAUAAUCGUUCAUCACAUUGCAGUUAUCGUCUGCUUUUUGGUAGUGUUAAAAUACAGGCUGCUCCUUUCGUAUGCUUUAUUUGGUUUACUUAUGGAAUUAAACAGCAUAUUUUUGCACGGAAGACAGCUUUUACUGUAUUUUAAUAUAAGUCCUGGAUCAAAAUGGUACCAGUACAACCUGCGAGCAAACAUCCGCUGUAGAGCGCAAAAGAAAAACCCAUUGUUAGCUCAUUCAUUUCUUGCUCACUGCGUGAGAGCCGCAAAUCGUUGGACAGCUGUAUUCUACAAGUGGCUGUGACAGCUCUAGUAGAAACAACAAGGUCCAGGCUUACUUAACAAGUGAGAAUCCAAAAGUCGCUUGAAACAUUCUUCACUCUGAGCUUCGACCACAGGUUUUGGUAAGUCGUUCCAGUCAUUUACAAUGCAGGUUGAUAAAGCAGGAGCGGAACGAACUUUGAGUCUUCUGGGUUUAAACAAUUUCCUAUCCAAUUUAGGUAGAUCAAUGAAGUUUGUGUCCAAGUGGUACCGGAACUAGGAUAGUUUCAUCAAAGGUUCUUCUUCCGUGGAUAUUUUAACCGGAACUUGACAGAAUUA